GAAAACAUGGCAAAAGCAAUGGCAAGUAACGAGGAAAUACUGAUGUGUCCUAUUUGUUUGGAUCUACUGAAAACCCCGGCUACAAUUCCUUGUGGACACAGUUACUGUAUGGACUGCAUCACUGAGUGUUGGAAUCAACUAGAUCAGAAGGGCGUCUACAGCUGUCCCAAGUGCAGAGAGACUUUCUGCCCAAGGCCUGCUCUAAAGAAGACGACCAUCGUCGCUGAACUCGUGGAGAAGGUCAGUAAGGCCACAAUCAAAGAUGAUCCCGCGGGAAUAGAAGAUGUUGAAUGUGACAUCUGCAUUGGGAAAAAGUCCAAAGCGGUGAGAUCCUGUCUGGAUUGUCUGCUGUCCUACUGUAAAACUCAUCUCAAAGCUCACAAUGACCUCCACCCAGGAAGAAAACACUCAAUUGUUGAUGCUACGGCAAAAUUACAUGAGAGAAAAUGCUCCCGUCAUGGGAAAGUGUCUGAAAUAUUUUGUCGCACCGACCAAAGUCUUAUUUGCUAUCUGUGCACGAUGGACGAACACAGAGGCCACGACACCGUGACUGCUGUGGCUGAAUGGACUGAAAAACAGAAGCAGUUGGGUCAUAGUAAGCUGACUUUCCAGCAGCGAAUCCAGAGGACAGAGAAGGAUAGUUCUGCACAGACUGCAGUGGACGAGAGCGAGAAUAUGUUUGAUGAGAUGAUCCGCUCCAUCAACAGAAGACGCUCUGAGGCCAUAAAAGAGAUCAGGACUGAGGAGAAGGCUGAGGUGAGUCGGGCUGAGGGACUUGUGAAGAAGCUGGAGCAGGAGAUUGCAGAACUGAAGAGGAGAGAAGCUGAGCUGGAGAAACUUUCUCACACAGAAGAUUACAUCCAUAUUCUUAAGGUGAUCACCACUACAUUUAGUUCUGCGACAUGUGGAACAGUCAGACAAGGGAGAUCAAAGGUCUGA
Engraulis encrasicolus (European anchovy) is the source of this 939-nucleotide messenger RNA. Its product is annotated as E3 ubiquitin/ISG15 ligase TRIM25-like. Gene Ontology annotation, molecular function: zinc ion binding. Bases 7 to 939 code for a protein of 310 amino acids. NCBI's taxonomy places the organism in Eukaryota, Metazoa, Chordata, Actinopteri, Clupeiformes, Engraulidae. The transcript is spliced from 3 exons. The record is from RefSeq and is a predicted model, not a curated record.